Linum tenue is the source of this 797-nucleotide messenger RNA. NCBI's taxonomy places the organism in Eukaryota, Viridiplantae, Streptophyta, Magnoliopsida, Malpighiales, Linaceae. The record is from the annotation of a GenBank genome assembly.
UCCACUUCCAGUAAAAAAAAAAAAAAAAAAAAAUCCCCCUCCACAACCGAGCUUCAUCCCUGUGCGAGAUGAAAAAUUGGGAAAAAUGACAAGGGAGCACGGGCUCUCCUUCAUUCCUCUGCUUCCAAUGCGCCCUCCCGCAUUAAUCGACGACCGCCCGCUGCCGAUUUCUUUAGUGGUUCGCCCUGCCUGCCAACCUCAGCGGUCGCAACCCCUUUCUCUCCAUGCUCUCUCGGCCGCGCCAACCAGCCGCACCGCCGCCUGUUAGUUUGGUGGCUCGUCCCGCAGGCAAUCAUCAGCAGUCACCGCCAGGAGCCAUUGCCACCAAGUCCCUCCUCCUGUCGUCGAAGAGCAGCCUCUCCCUUUCCCAGGAUCGGCAAUCCAAAUCUGACGAAUUAGGUUACCUAAGGCUGGAGUAUCAGGGGUGCAUGGCAUUUAGCCCAUCCUGUCACCGUGAGAGGGAGUCAAGUACUGGAAAGACGACUUGGAGUUCUCAAGGAUAUGGACCAGCUGGAUAUGCUUUGUUUGUGGCAGUAUAUGCAGCAUUGGAGGUACGAAAUAUGAAGCGAAAUAUUGGUCUAUUUUCCGGGUUCAUUUGGACCGGUAAUGAGGAAAAACAGAAGUCAAAAGUUAAGGAGAAGCUUGACAAGUGCGUAAAGGAAAAGCUUAUAGAUUUUUGUGAUGUGCUCAAUAUUCAAGUAACUAAAGCCACAGUGAUAAAGGUAGAACUCACUGUAAGAAUCAAGGACUUCUUGGAAUCCCCAUAUGCUACAACUGAUGUUUUGCUCGCUGAUUAA